UCUCGGUGAUUGCAGAGGAAAUCGGCAAAGCGUGACGUCGCGUCUGACAGGUGAACAAUGCGGGACGUUGUCUCGACGGGCCUGACCAGAGCACGCAGAGCAAUUCAUGACCAACCGUAAGCCGCUCGGAAAGUGAGAGUUUCGCGGAACCUACAUAUAAGAGCUCUUCGUGCCAGGAGCGGUUCAAAAGGGCUGAGGUACGCAGACGCAGCAAGCUGAAGACGGAUUUCACCUCUUACUGUGUGGCAUGACUGCGACCAUACCCAGCAGUCGGAUACUCUGCAUUGCAGCUUUCCUCACACUCCGUCGGCCAGUUUCAGCACGGCCGUCACUCUGGGCAAGCGCGGAUGCAUACCAACUUCCGGCAGGCGCUUUGCUGGUCCUUGCAGACAUCACAACGUCGUUUGAGUGCAACAGACCCGGUUACUACGCGGACAUCGACAAUGGAUGCAAACUAUUCCACAUAUGUCAUACAGUCCACGCACCGGACGCCGAGCCGGACCUGCACCAGUACAGCUUCUUCUGCGGGAACCAGACUGUCUUUGACCAGUUCUCGCUCACAUGUGCUCGCCCUGGAGACGCUCUGCCAUGCGAAUACGCCUCAGAUCUUCUCUACCUGAACGAACGCCUCGGCCGCGAAAACGUGGCGUUGCACGAAGACAAUGACGUCGUACUCCGUCAAAACAAGGCGUCUAAAAUGGGAACCAGCAGGCGCUACUUUGCGCAACGUAAAACUGCUUCUGCCAUCCAGAUCAGAUUUAAUGACGUUAGAUGAUCCCCACAUUGUUUUAAAAGGUGUUUAAACCAAAUUAUUUGAAAGCCAAGUGUUUGAAAGCCAAGAAGGAUACCUGGAUGGAAAAAAAAGAAGGAAAUGCUCGUUAAUACGGAGUGGGGACUCUGCGCCAAAUUUAGCCGAACUCCUACAUAUAUGCAUGCCAAUGUGUGUAUAUAAGGGAUAUAUACGAAUUGGAUAAUUAAAUUAACCCAAGCAAACCAUCAUAUGUCGUGAUUGUAAGUCGUAUUAUAUACGCACGGAUACAGGUAGAGUCUGCAUGUCAAUCUAGUCGUAGGAAUAGCACAAACGCUCGCACAGUGCUCGGAACUUCUGGUACCAGCAAUUCAGUAGCUCUUCGGUCGCGAUCCACGA
Ornithodoros turicata is the source of this 1147-nucleotide messenger RNA. RefSeq lists its product as uncharacterized. The transcript is spliced from 4 exons. The record is from RefSeq and is a predicted model, not a curated record. Bases 248 to 775 code for a protein of 175 amino acids. Gene Ontology annotation, molecular function: chitin binding. NCBI's taxonomy places the organism in Eukaryota, Metazoa, Arthropoda, Arachnida, Ixodida, Argasidae.